Molecule: messenger RNA, 3003 nt
Organism: Anolis sagrei ordinatus
Lineage: Eukaryota; Metazoa; Chordata; Lepidosauria; Squamata; Anolidae
Source: RefSeq, a predicted model, not a curated record
UCAAAAUCAACCCAAAGAAAGGCCAAAAUGAAGCAACUAACUAGAUGGCGGGAUCAUGGGAUAUGACUCAGUCUGAUACCAGUAUGACUUUCCCUUUUCUCUCUCCUGAGGCAUCAUCAGAUUGUUUGCAAAAGGCUGCCUGAUGGACAGAAUUGUACAAUAGACCGGGAUAAUAUUGUUGCAACGCCUUUGUAUUUUUCCACUGCUUCAUUUAGGAGGAGAAAAAAAGGUUAGUGGAGGACCGGAUAAGUGCAGAAUGCAGAUCUGGGAUUCUUCAGAAUUAAUAGGGGGGGAAAGGAAGGUUAAAGGGGGAGGAAGGAAAGGAAAUGCAUCUCAAAGCACUCCAUGCAGCAAAAGUGUCGACAACACGACUAUUCUUGCAAAACGCGGAUGCAGAACCCACAUGUGUUGGCUGGGUCUUUGGAAACACGCUGCCCAUGGGCUUUCCUCUCCCUUUUCCUCUCUCUCAGCCAUUCUGAACACAAGAAGAGUGUUUUGGUCCGAAAGGAAGAGACUCCACCUUCAAAUCAUCUCGGCAGCAGCCACAGAAAUAUGAUUCGGCAUUUCUCUUGCAAGCAAAAACAAGGAAACGUGGCAAGCGAGAGCAGAGCAUCGCAAGGCUGAGAGAGCGCAGAGGAGCAAGAAACAUCCCUGUCUCCCAUCACGGCCGUUCUCUGGACUGCUUUUGUUGUUUGACCCCAUCACCCUCCUCCCUCCGGGACCGUUCAGGAUGCUGGAGCUAGAAGAAUCCCUCCGGACAACACAGGGCUCGGUUUGGAUAGAAAGCACUGGAACGGUGGUGUCCUUUCAUGCGCGUCCUGCAGAGAUCAGCAAAACAUAAGCGCCGCAGGUUACACUAGAGACAUACAUGUCGUUUUCCAUAGUUUCCUCCUGUUUUCAAGUUCAGAGGAGCCAAAUCUGGCAUGGUACGGCUCGCGUCAGAAGGCCAAUCGUUUCCUUGAGUGAAAUGUAGCAUUUAUCAACAACAAGAAUAUAUAUAUGUAAUUCUAACUUGUGUUGUCUACCAAUCAAGUAAUUGAUGUUGACAGCCCAGGAGAUACAAACUAUACACCAAAGAGAGGAUGACAUUCUCCCGCGGAAAAACGAUCCUCUUAUGGGUUAUCUUCUUUGUGCUUUUUUCGCUGGCCCUUUUUGUGUACCUGGACAGGGACGGGACAUUAUUAUGGAUGUACCACAGCAGGCACCUAAAGUUCAUCCCGCUCAAAAACCACACGCCGCAGUGGCUGGCCCUUCCCAACUGGUUUCACUUACGAGAGAACUAUGUGAACAAAGAACCAAAGGGGCUCCUGCUGACCGCCUGGUUUGAUCCACGUGCAGAGCCGGAGAUUCCCACCCUGACUUACUGGUCGGCCCCCAUCAUAUGGGAUAAAACCUUCAAUAAAUCAGUCUUGGAGGACUACUAUAAGAAGCACCACGUCACCGUCGGCCUGACAGUCUUUGCCACUGGGAAGUACCUGGACAAGUACUUGAAGAACUUCUUGAGCUCUGCCAACCUCUUCUUCAUGGCCGGGCAGAACGUGAUCUUCUACAUCAUGGUGGAUGACGUUUCCAAAGUGCCAGUCAUCGAGCUGGGCCCCCGGCGGUCGCUGAAGAUCUUCCCAGUCCAGCGGCAACGACGGUGGCAGGACAUCAGCAUGAUCCGGAUGAAGAUAAUUGGGGACUUGAUUGAGAGCCACAUCCGCCACGAGGUGGACUUCCUCUUCUGCAUGGACGUGGACCAGGUCUUCAAAAGCCCCUAUGGGGUGGAGGCGCUGGACGAGUCGGUGGCUCAGCUCCAUGCCUGGUUUUACAAUAAGGAGAACGCGCUCUUCACCUAUGAGAGGAACCCUGCCUCGGCCGCCUACAUCCCCUACAAGGAAGGGGACUUCUACUACCACGGGGCCGUCUUUGGGGGCACCCCCAUGCGCGUCCUGAACCUCACCCGGGAGUGCUAUGAAGGCAUCCAGAAGGACAAAGCCCAGGGCCUGGAGGCUGUGUGGCAUGACGAAAGCCACUUGAAUAAGUACUACCUGCUCCACAAGCCCACCAAACUCUUAUCCCCGGAGUAUUGCUGGGAUUAUAAAAUUGAACAGAAUGAGGACAUUCAGUCAGUCAAGUUGGCCUGGAUGACCAAAGAAUAUGGAGAGGUCAGGGAUUACAACUGAUGGGCUGACGUUUGUAUUGGAAAGAUGUCUAUCCGGAUUUGUGUCAGGAAUUAUAUAUAAUAAAAAGGGAAGCAUUUCCGGACUUCUCUCGAGAAUAGUAGAACAGAAUCAUAGAAGCGGUGGCUCUUCUUCUAAGGACUAGAUAGGAUGUCUUCCUUGAUGAAUGACAAUGGUUUGGGUUGUUUGCUCUGAGGAAAGGAUAUUGGCUGUGGCACAAAACCAGAUGCCCUUGAUGUUGUCAUAAAUCUGAAUCUCCAGAGAAAUAGCACUGCCAAAAAUGGGAGAGGAUAGAUUAGGCAUGGGCAAACUUUGGCCCUCUCUCUGGGUGUUUUGGACUUCAACUCCCACAAUUCCUGGCCUCAGGCCCCUUCUCCCCCCCUCCCCCCCAGCCGCUUAAGCGUUAUAUCUAUCUAUUGAUUGAGAUAUGAAGGUAGGCCUCCCUUAGAUCUAUGACUCUAUCAUCUAACUUAAGAGGCUGAGGGGGAAAGGGCCUGAGGCCAGGAAUUGUGGGAGCUGAAGUCCACAACAUUGGAGAGAAGGCCAAAGUUUGCCCAUGCCUGGGUUAGUUGCAAGUGUUUCCACCUGUUGGGGGUGCUUUUAGUGUGAUUACAAGACAAAGAAAAUCCUCUAUUUUUAAGGCUGCACAAUGCCUGCACCUGGGUUAGCAUCUAUUUUUGCACAUCUGACAAAUAUGUAUAUUUUAAAUUAAUGCUGAUUUAUUUGUAUAUAAUUUGAAUAGCACAAUAAUCUGCAAUGUGUAGUUUUCUCCCAACACACUUUUGCGAAUCACAGGAUCACAAAUGUGGAUAAAAACCUUUUGUAAAAAAAACAAAAACAA